Molecule: messenger RNA, 824 nt
Organism: Acyrthosiphon pisum (pea aphid)
Lineage: Eukaryota; Metazoa; Arthropoda; Insecta; Hemiptera; Aphididae
Exons: 4
Coding region: 22-804 (260 amino acids)
Source: RefSeq, a predicted model, not a curated record
UCUAGUUAUAUAUUAAUAAUAAUGGACAACGAGGAAGUAUUUGCUCUUCCAGAUCAUUUGGUUGACCAUGACUACUUCCUGCCAGUUGUAUAUGAAGAUGAUCAUAUACUGCGUGAAGAAGAAGUAGAGGAAUUGGUAGAAGAAGAAGUAGAACAAUUGGACGAAGAAGAGGAAGAGGAACCAAUUGUCAGAGUGUCGGAAACAUACAGAUUGAUUCCUGGGGUUCAUAACCGAUCGAGGAUAUAUGUUGACAACUUGGGAUUCAAGUAUUACAAACGAGAAACUCGUGGACAACGCGUGUAUUUAGUAUGCGAACGGCAGAAGCAACAGAACCAGUACUGCCCUUCCACUGCAACUGUUAGUGCAAAUUUGAACGACAACAGAAUUCGUCUAGGGUACUACCACGACCAUCAGCCCAGAGUGAUCGACCUGAAUGUGCCGUUUUUGAGGGAAACCAUAGGUGAAAGAGGAAUUGAUCCAGCAGUUGCAACCUCAUUUAUGAAAACUUUGUGCAACAACGAAAUUAUCAACCAUCCAGAAGCAGCUCCCAACUACACAUUUAUUCAGGCUCAAGAACGAGUGAAAAAGAUGAGACGUCGAAGAUUCCCGGCGCAACCCCUUGAUAUUGGACAACUUGCAGUGGCACUGAAUGAAGCACGAAAUGCCAUUUACGCUCUUACAGUUCAAAAUCCUCCAUCUAGGUUCUUUCAACAAGCAUUGGUCGUCAAUGGAAGGAGUGUUGGUGUGAUCUUUGCGAACAUGGAUGCAGUCAACAAAUACAGAGAAGAAUUGGCCACUGGUUAACCUAACCUAACCUAACCUAA